AUGGCCUCUGCUCGAAGACCGCAGCCCUUUGUUCAACCGGUUGCAAAUGGCAGUAUUUCCUUGGAUGCUUUGGUGGAUGCAGCUGACAGGGUGUACAAGAGCCUGAAUACUCCAAGUCCUGACGUUUUCUUCUUGAGCCCCAUGGUCGGGAACUGCUUGACGCUUCGACGUCUGGGACCGUCGCGACAAGCAAAGGGUGCUUCAAGCGGCGAAGCAGCUCCACAGCUGACGCCCAAACUGAUUUGGGUUCCAGUAAAUCCAUUGAUUGCACCGCCAUGGGAAGUAGUGCCCAACUUCACUGCGUGGCAUUCACAGUGGCUCAAGGCAGUGCAGGCCAAAGCGAGCAAUAACGAUGGUGACCUGUGGGCAGCCAUGGGUAGGCAAUUUGGUGGCUGGCACAAUGCUCCUUGUCCAGUGCCUCUGCCAUCAUGGAGGAGCAGCUUGGCUCACCUUGACGGCAUUGUGUUCAUGCCAAGGUACUGA
Molecule: messenger RNA, 483 nt
Organism: Durusdinium trenchii
Lineage: Eukaryota; Dinophyceae; Suessiales; Symbiodiniaceae
Source: the annotation of a GenBank genome assembly